AUGACUGUGAUGAAAAUUAUGUGGAAAACAAUAUUUCCAAGCUGUUACAAGGCUGAAGAUACUGAAUACUCUUCCGCCAAAGAAACAACAAAAGUGGUUGCUACAAAGACAAAUUCUUUCAACAGAAUCUCUCUCACGGAUCUGAGUUUUCCAAGUGCUACAACACUUUCAGAAGAUCUUUCAAUUUCUUUAGCUGGUUCUAAUCUCUAUGUUUUCACACUUGCUGAGCUCAAGAUUAUUACUCAGGGUUUCUCUUCAACGAAUUUUCUUGGUGAAGGAGGGUUUGGUCCUGUUCAUAAAGGUUUCAUUGAUGAUAAGGUUAGGCAUGGACUUGAACCUCAACCUGUGGCUGUUAAGCUCCUAGAUUUGGAUGGCUCUCAGGGUCAUAAAGAAUGGCUGACUGAGGUUGUGUUUCUUGGUCAAUUGAGACAUGAACACCUUGUUAAGCUGAUUGGAUAUUGUUGUGAAGAAGAACAUAGGCUUUUGGUUUAUGAGUAUUUACCUAGAGGAAGUUUGGAAAAUCAACUAUUUAGAAGAUAUUCAGCAUCAUUACCAUGGUCAACAAGAAUGAAAAUUGCUGUUGGAGCUGCAAAAGGUCUAGCCUUUUUACAUGAUGCAAAGAAACCAGUCAUCUAUAGAGAUUUCAAAGCCUCAAACAUCUUAUUAGACUCAGACUAUAAUGCAAAACUCUCUGAUUUUGGCUUGGCUAAAGAUGGUCCUGAAGGUGAUGACACACAUGUGUCAACUAGAGUUAUGGGUACUCAAGGUUACGCCGCACCCGAAUAUAUCAUGACAGGACAUUUGACAGCAAUGAGUGAUGUGUAUAGUUUUGGAGUUGUCCUAUUGGAGCUACUAACAGGAAGAAGAUCCGUGGACAAGGCACGUCCACCACGAGAACACAAUCUAGUGGAAUGGGCGAGACCAGUUUUAAACGACGCUCGAAAACUCACCAGAAUAAUGGAUCCAAGGCUUGAAGGACAGUACUCAGAAAUGGGAGCAAGAAAAGCAGCUGCAUUAGCUUAUCAAUGUCUUAGCCAUAGACCAAGAAACCGGCCUACAAUGUCUACCGUAGUGAACACUCUUGAACCUCUUCAAGAUUUCGACGAUGUACCAAUAGGUCCAUUUGUUUACACAGCUCCGAGUGAUGUUAGUAACAAUGAAGUGAAGAACGAGAAUAACAACAUGGAUACACCAAAAGAGAGAAAAAGAGAAAGUACUCAUCAUCAUCAUCAACGUAGAAAUCAACAUGAGAAAGAUAGUGAAGAAUAUUAUGAAAAUCCGAAAGAGAAAAGAAGGGAAAGUAGUGAGAAUCAUAGAAGACAUCAUCAUCAUCAUCGUCAGAAUGGACAUAGGCAUCCAUUAAAGUCACCAAAAGAACAAAGACAUGUACACCAAAGUGGGUCACACUCACCGGAUACAUCCAUUACAUCAGAAAGCCAAGGAAAUUAA
Molecule: messenger RNA, 1449 nt
Organism: Lathyrus sativus (Indian pea)
Lineage: Eukaryota; Viridiplantae; Streptophyta; Magnoliopsida; Fabales; Fabaceae
Source: the annotation of a GenBank genome assembly